AUGUCCAACUUCAUACCCUCCCUCGAGUCCUUCGUAAAGGGCACAGCAGCCACAGCCGCCGGCCUCGGAACCCUCGGCGUCGGCCUGCUCUACUACGGGCAGAACUACCUAAUCUACCCCUCCGCCUUCCCCUCCGGCUCGCGCGAGCACGUCAGCACCCCCUCCGAGUUCGGGCUGCCCUACACAGACCUCACGCUCACCGCGCCGGACGGCGUCAAGCUCAAGGCGUACUUGUUAACGCAGAAGGUCGAGCUGGACGUGCACGGCGCGAACGGCGUGCCGUGGAACUGGGACGAGGACGGGGACGACCAGGCGUUUGCGGGGAGCAGGCCGACGGUGCUGAUGUUUCAUGGCAAUGGCGGCAAUCACGGCCAUCGGAUCCCCCUCGCGCGCGUCUUCUUCCUCAAGAUGCGCUGCAACGUCCUCAUGCUCUCCUACCGCGGCUACGGCCUCUCCUCGGGCACGCCCUCCGAGCGCGGCCUGCAAUCCGACGCCCAGACCGCGCUCGACCACAUCACCAACCACGCCUUCCUCGCCCGCUCCCCGGUCAUCCUGUACGGCCAGAGCAUCGGCGGCGCGGUGAGCAUCGACUUGUGCGCCAAGAAUCCGCGGGUGGUGAGGGCGCUGGUGCUGGAGAACACGUUUACGAGCCUGCCGCGGGUUAUUCCGGCUGCUAUGCCGUGGUUGGGCCCCUUUGCGUUUUUGUGCCAUCAGAAGUGGGAGAGCUAUGCGAAGGUCCCGCGCAUCCCGCCAGACAUCCCAGUCCUCCUCCUCGGCGGCGUCCGCGACGAGCUAGUCCCGCGCGCACACAUGCACGAGCUCUGGUCCCUCUUCUGCGCGCGCGGCAAGCCUUCAACGCAACCGCGCCACGGCUUCCACAGCCUCUCCAACAGCUUCAGCACCAAACACCAAGAAAAACCCCUCCCAACACCCCCACCAAACACAAACCCAGACUCCAAACCCUGGUCCCUCGCCGCCGGCCGCGGCGCCGCGUCCGCGGACCCCACAUCCGCCUCUGCGCCCGGCGAGCCCGCGAAAGAUAUCGGUGCGCGGGCUGCUGUCGAGCUCGGCGGGACGGCCGCAGAGAAGAAUGUGAGUUCUGCCGGGGACGAUGGCGAUGAGGAUGGGGAUGGGGAGGGCGCAGGGAAAGAGAGAGGGAGGGAUGAGGAGGAUGGUGGGGAGGGGCUGGGUCCGCCCGUGAGCUUGCGAGAGGGGAAGAACCAGUUUCUGGAGUUUGGCGCUGGGACGCAUAACGACACGUGCGUCCAGCCGGGCUACUGGCACGCCGUCGCGGAGUUCGUCGCCGCGCUACAGGAACGGCCGGCCGAGAGCGUCGAGCGGGCGAGGGAGCGGCAGCUGCUCUAG
Molecule: messenger RNA, 1365 nt
Organism: Peniophora sp. CBMAI 1063
Lineage: Eukaryota; Fungi; Basidiomycota; Agaricomycetes; Russulales; Peniophoraceae
Source: the annotation of a GenBank genome assembly